UCCCAGCCCCUCCUCCCAACGUCCCCCCAGCUCGCCCAGGCACCGGCCCCCCAACCCAGGCCCAGCUCCCCACUAUCCCCCACCCACAGCCCCAUAUCCCCCCCCGUCCCAACGUCCCCCCCAGCACAGCUCCCCACUAUCCCCCCACCUACAGCCCCACAACAUCCCCCAUCCAACUCCCAGCCCCCAUCUCCAACGUCCCCCCAGCUCGCCCAGUUGGUGGGCUAG
Molecule: messenger RNA, 228 nt
Organism: Gopherus evgoodei (Goodes thornscrub tortoise)
Lineage: Eukaryota; Metazoa; Chordata; Testudines; Testudinidae
Gene: C14H3orf86
Product: chromosome 14 C3orf86 homolog
Exons: 3
Source: RefSeq, a predicted model, not a curated record